CCAGCGCCUCUGUUUCCCCUCCCGAAGCGGCGGCGAAGCGGCAGCCCCCCAAAUGGCCUGGCCAGAUGCGGCAGGUCUGCUGCUCAGCGCCGCGACUGGAGGAGGCUCCGUGCGCCAGCAGCAGCAGCAGCAGCGCCCGCCCCGCUGCGCCUCCCGAGCAGCCGCAGCCCUGCAGCCCGGACAGCAGCCGGCGCCGCAGCAGCCGCCGCAGCCGACGGCAUGAGGCGCGAUCCGACCCCCGGCUUCUCCAUGCUGCUCUUCGGGGUGUCUCUCGCCUGCUACUCCCCCAGCCUCAAAUCAGUGCAGGACCAGGCGUACACCGCGGCCGUGGUGGUGGAGGGAAAGGUGCAGGCGCUGCCCCCCGCCGGCAGUGGCAAUGGCACCCGCGAGCCCCCUGCCUCCGCUGGGGGGGUCCUGGUGAAAGUCUUGGACCUGUGGCCCCGCAACAGCGGGGGGCUGCAGCGCGAGCAACUGAUCAGCGUGGGCAGUGCGGGCUCCCCGGCGCCCUGCUUCAAAGUGAAGAGGAACCACCGCUACAUCUUCUUCCUGGAACCCACCGAGCAGCCCCUGGUCUUCAGGACAUCCUUCGCCCCCCUGGACACCAGCGGCAAGAACCUCAAAAAGGAUGUGGGCAGGAUCCUGUGCGCAGACUGCGGUGAGUUGCCUGGGGCUGGGGCUGCCUUCCUCUUCUCUACCGUCUACGGCUGUUGCAGGAAUUAGUGGGGGUUAGUCUGGGUGUGUGGGGUGUCGGAGGCUGCUGGGGGCCAGGCAGAUGGGAAUGGACAGCCAGCAGACUCCCUCUGCCUAGCGCACCACCAAACAGUUUGGGAACUGCGUUUGGUGGCUGGCAUGUGCUGCUGGAGACCUGCCAUCCCAGCAUCGCCCCGAGGUUACACGUAAAAAAAAAAAGAAGUUUAGUGUUUGUCGUGUGUUUGUUGUGUCUGUGGGGUUCUGAGUCAGGAAUAGGUACCUGAACCUGGAGACCGUUUGUCUCUCCCCUUAGUGACUGGGAAAUGCUGGCAGGCUUGAUUUGGGGAGGUGAGACUCGAGGGGAGCAGGUGCGGGGGGGGGGAAUUGAAUUUGAUUUGCUGAAUAUGACUUGCUCUGUUUUAAAAACUCCUGAUCUGCAUGUUGAACGCUGCUUCUCCUAGUGUAAGGCAGGCACGCAACUCAUGUAAACAACGCCUUCCUCGCUGCCCCAUGUCAACAGCCACAGAAAUGUAACUCGAGGGUUGCAAGCUGACUUUCUCGGUGGCUGUUUUUCUAUAUGUGGAUCGUUUCUGUUCCGGUGGGUUGUUCUGCUUUCUUUUUUUUUUGAGAGAGAGAACGCUAGCCAACUCUUGUGAGGUGAACCCCAUUUGUGUCUUUGAUCUUCGAUUUCCUUGAAGAGUGCGAAUGCUGCCUGGAACAGAAUUUCUUUCAGUUGUGACGAUGACCUAUCCUGGUAACUUACUCCUGCUGGACGUUGUCAAUUGUGCUCUAACACCUCAAUGGCAAUCCGUAUUGACUGCAUCCAUCACCUCUAGGCUGGUUGCAGUACAAGCAUGCAGGUGAUUAGGGAGAUAGCAUCCAGGGUUCUGGUGGAACGGUGCAGCUGCAUAACACGCUCCUUGGUGUCAGAAAGUCAAAUAAACACGAGCUGAUUUGAUACAAUUUGCGACUGAAUUCAGAGUCUGUUUUGAAAUUGGAUUUCGCUGUUCUUUUUGUUUGUGCUUCAGUCGCAUUAUAGCUCACUAAAGUAUUUUGUUGUCAGUCUCUUAUAUUUUUCAUAUUUAAUGUUUCUUUUUGUCCUUGCUUUUCUUUGAUAACUGCAGCCAAUCUACUGAAUGAAAGACCUUGUAAUAGCAUGAAUUUCUGGCCCCAUUAACUCUGUAGCCCCUAAAUUGCAUCCGAUGCACUGCUUUCCUACAGCAGAUAACAUGUUUAUAAAUGCAGAGACAGAUAUUUUGUUGACAUGUGUAUGGAUUUUGGAAUAGACUGGCUAGCAGGGAUGUGCAAUAACUAUUGAAAAGUUUGGCAUCUGUCAAAAUGGUGUUCUAAUUUUCUGAAGUUUUUUCUUCCACCAUAUUUAGUUUUUCUUAAAGUAACAAAUUGUGUUUGUUCUGUACUGUAUAAAUACUCUAUAUCUUAGACUUCAUCACAUUAUUUUCAAAUACAGAUGUCAAAUUAGUUCAACAGGAAAGUGUUGGUUUAUUUAUUACUGCUUCUUGCCCUGGAAUUUCAUUAUUGCCGUCUAGAAAAGCUGGUAUAUGGUUUUAAAAUUUCAUGUUUUGAUGAUCUUUGAUUUUUUUUGUUUGCAUUGAAUGAUUUUGACUAGGUUUGGAAUGUGAGCUUGGCCCUUAGUUUGGCUUUAAUUCUCAGACACCACACCACCACACCAUGGCCCAGGAUGUGGUGAGAACCCUGUGGUGCAGUGGAAAAUGAACAACGAAUUUCUCCUUAGGACAGAUUCCAAUUUGGUCAAUGAAUUAUAAAUAUAUGCAAUGCAUAUCUCAAGAUGAUUCAGAUUCCCUAUAUAGGUACUCACUCAUCAGGUUAAUAGACCUUUUUCCCAUUAAAGGCUAUGUGACAUGCUAGUUAUACUUAGCUCUAUAAUGAACAUUUAAUAGUUUUUUUUUAAAGUAGGCUUUUCUGGGGCAAAUCCUUUGCCAUUCAAGAGGCAGGCUCUGUCUGCUCUUUAGCUAUUAUCACAAAGAGAAGUUUACAAUUGCAAUUGCUGGGAGAGAGAGAAGAAACCUCACAUAUAAAUUGCUGUUGAGAAGAAUGGGCUAAGAACAUAAAUAUCAGGAGACCUGUAGUUAAUUUAUGUAUGUAUAUAGACCAACAUGAACAUAUAACAUUUAGUGAAAUAACUGUCACAAAAUAAAAAAGUACAUACCAUGAAGAGUACUGGUAAAUUUCAUGGGGUUGUCAUCUGGAGUCAGAUGGUACCACAUCAGCAAGUAGGUUGCACGUUUUAGUCCAUCA
Messenger RNA from Chrysemys picta bellii (western painted turtle), 2967 nucleotides. Lineage: Eukaryota; Metazoa; Chordata; Testudines; Emydidae. The record is from RefSeq and is a predicted model, not a curated record.